Messenger RNA from Chionomys nivalis (European snow vole), 337 nucleotides. RefSeq names its product cytochrome c oxidase subunit 8B, mitochondrial-like. The coding region runs from base 87 to 299 and encodes 70 amino acids. The record is from RefSeq and is a predicted model, not a curated record. The transcript is spliced from 2 exons. Lineage: Eukaryota; Metazoa; Chordata; Mammalia; Rodentia; Cricetidae. Gene Ontology annotation, biological process: mitochondrial electron transport, cytochrome c to oxygen. Gene Ontology annotation, cellular component: mitochondrion.
CCUAGCGGCCUAAGUGAGCAGAGGACGGGCAGCGGACACCCAGGGUACCUCUUUGGGGCCAAGGAAGGAGCGCAAACCUGAGAAUCAUGCCAAGGCUCCCCCCUGUCCUGAAGCUGCUCCAAGCUUCUGUGAAGUCUACAGUGGUUCCCAAAGCCCAUAUCUCUGCCAGAGUAGCCAAAGCCCCCACUUCCGCUAUGGAGCAGGCUGUGGGAAUCACGGUCAUAUUCGUCAGCCUCUUGGUUCCUGCAGGAUGGGUCUUAUCUCACUUGGAGAGCUAUAAGAAAAGCUCCACAGCAUGAAGUGGCAGAGCCCUGAAAGAUUAAACUCUUCCAUCUAC